This is a messenger RNA of Pseudocercospora fijiensis CIRAD86, 3366 nucleotides long. RefSeq lists its product as uncharacterized. Gene Ontology annotation, biological process: proton export across plasma membrane; regulation of intracellular pH. Gene Ontology annotation, cellular component: plasma membrane. Lineage: Eukaryota; Fungi; Ascomycota; Dothideomycetes; Mycosphaerellales; Mycosphaerellaceae. The transcript has 5 exons. Bases 66 to 3104 code for a protein of 1012 amino acids. The record is from RefSeq and is a predicted model, not a curated record. Gene Ontology annotation, molecular function: ATP hydrolysis activity; ATP binding; P-type proton-exporting transporter activity.
CCGCCUCAUCGUCCAUUGAUCAACAACCCAGCGACGGCCAUUGACUUGGUGAUCGCUACGACAAGAUGGCGAGCCAAGAACCUGGUGCUCCUCGUGUGAGCUUCUCCGACAAGGACCUGGAGAACGGUGGUCAAGGUGGUCCGGAUCGCUCGCGCAAGUGGUCCCAGGCGCCUGGCAACAUUGAGGAUCUCGACGAGUACACCGCGCUUCAGAAGUACAUUUCCACUUACAGAGAUCCCAAGCUCGCUCAGGAAGAUGGCGGUGCUGAGAAGGAGGAGAAGCCCAAGAAGGCCUGGCAGUUCUGGAAGUCCGGCAAGAAGGAGGCCGCUGGCACCUCCGACGAUGGCCACGUCCCCGACGAGUGGUUAGACGUCGACAUCAAGCAGGGUAUCAGCAACAGCGACGUCGAGGCUCGACGAAAGCGCUUCGGCUGGAACGAGCUCACCUCCGAGAAGGAGAACAUGUUGCUCAAGUUCCUCGGUUUCUUCAAGGGUCCCAUUCUCUAUGUCAUGGAACUCGCUGUCCUCCUCGCUGCCGGUCUUCGUGACUGGAUCGAUCUCGGUGUCAUUAUCGCUAUUCUGAUGCUGAACGCCAUCGUCGGUUGGUACCAGGAAAAGCAGGCCGCGGACAUUGUGUCAAAACUCAAGGGUGACAUUGCCAUGAAGGCGACUGUCAUUCGUAACGGACAAGAACAAGAUAUCAAGGCUCGCGAAAUCGUCCCAGGUGAUAUUAUCAUCAUUGAGGAAGGUCAAACCGUCCCAGCCGAUGCCCGUCUCAUCUGCGACUACGACCACCCAGAGGACUUCGAGAAGUAUAAGGAACUCCGCGAACAACACGCACUCGACCCAGAGGAGGACCCAGCUGGUUCCGAAGAUGCUGAGGGUGACGAGGGUGAGGGUAUCCAGCACCAAGGCCACUCCAUUGUCGCUACCGAUCAGUCCGCCAUCACUGGUGAAUCUCUCGCUGUUGACAAGUUCAUGGGCGACGUCGUCUACUACACCACUGGUUGCAAGCGCGGAAAGGCUUACGCCGUUGCUACUGCUUCUGCCCGCUUCUCUUUCGUCGGACGCACUGCCUCGCUGGUGCAGGGUGCUAAGGACCAGGGUCACUUCAAGGCCAUCAUGAACUCCAUCGGUACGGCUCUGCUUGUCCUGGUCAUGUUCUGGAUUCUCGCUGCCUGGAUUGGUGGUUUCUUCCGCCACAUCAAGCUCGCUACCCCAGAGGACUCUGACAACACCCUCCUCAAGUACGUCCUGAUCUUGUUCAUUAUUGGUGUGCCGGUCGGUCUGCCUGUCGUCACCACUACUACUCUGGCUGUCGGUGCCGCCUACCUCGCCAAGCAACAGGCCAUUGUCCAGAAGCUCACUGCCAUCGAGUCGCUUGCCGGUGUUGAUGUUCUCUGCUCUGACAAGACCGGUACCCUCACUGCCAACCAGCUCUCCAUUCGCGAGCCAUACGUCGCUGAGGGCGAGGAUGUCAACUGGAUGAUGGCUUGCGCUGCUCUUGCCUCGUCGCACAACAUCAAGUCUCUUGACCCCAUCGACAAGGUCACUAUCCUCACCCUCAAGCGCUAUCCCAAGGCCCGUGAUAUCCUCAAGGACGACUGGAAGACCGAGAAAUUCAUUCCAUUCGACCCUGUCUCCAAGCGCAUCACUACCGUCUGCACGCUCCGCGGCGACCGCUUCACCUGCGCCAAGGGUGCACCAAAGGCUAUCCUCAAUCUGACUGAUUGCACCAAGGAAACAGCUGAUCUCUUCAAGGAGAAGGCAGCUGAGUUCGCCCGCCGUGGUUUCCGAUCCCUCGGUGUUGCCUAUCAGAAGAACAACGAGCCAUGGGUCCUCCUCGGUAUGCUUUCUAUGUUCGACCCGCCACGUGAGGAUACCGCUCAGACCAUCGUUGAGGCCCAGCAGCUCGGCGUUCCGGUUAAGAUGCUUACGGGUGAUGCUAUUGCCAUUGCCAAGGAGACUUGCAAGAUGCUUGCCCUUGGUACUAAGGUCUAUAACUCCCAGAAGCUCAUCCACGGUGGUCUGUCCGGCACUACCCAGCACGAUCUCGUUGAGCGUGCCGAUGGUUUCGCCGAGGUCUUCCCAGAACACAAGUACCAGGUCGUCGAGAUGCUGCAACAGCGCGGUCACUUGACUGCCAUGACUGGUGACGGUGUCAACGAUGCUCCAUCGCUCAAGAAGUCUGACUGUGGUAUCGCUGUCGAGGGCGCCACCGAAGCCGCCCAAGCCGCUGCUGAUAUCGUCUUCCUGGCCCCCGGUCUCUCCACCAUUGUUUUCGCCAUCAAGACCGCACGACAGAUUUUCCAGCGUAUGAAGGCAUACAUUCAGUACCGUAUCGCCCUCUGCUUGCAUCUGGAGAUCUACUUGGUCACUUCCAUGAUCAUCAUCAACGAGACCAUCUCCUCCGAGCUCAUCGUCUUCAUCGCCCUUUUCGCAGAUCUGGCCACUGUCGCCGUCGCCUACGACAACGCUCACUCCGAGCAGCGCCCCGUCGAAUGGCAACUCCCAAAGAUCUGGAUCAUCUCCGUCAUCCUCGGUAUCGAGCUUGCCAUUGGCACCUGGAUCAUUCGUGGUGCCCUCUACCUGCCAUCCGGCGGUAUUGUGCAGAACUGGGGUAACAUUCAGGAAAUCCUUUUCCUCGAAGUUGCACUCACUGAGAACUGGCUGAUCUUUGUCACUCGUGGUGCCAGCACUCUUCCAUCGUGGCAGUUGGUUGGCGCCAUCCUCGGUGUCGAUGUCGUGGCCACUCUCUUCUGUAUCUUCGGAUGGUUGAACCCCAACAUCUACCAGGAGCCUCUCCCAAGCCCAAUGUCUUCCUUCCAGGAGACCAGAAAUGGCCAUACCGAUGUCGUCACCGUCGUCGUCAUCUGGAUGUACUCGAUUGGCGUACUCAUCUUCAUCGCCAUCACAUAUUACCUGCUUAACAAGAUCCCAUCCCUUGCCGAUCUCGGUCGUAAGAACCGCAGCCUCCACGACACCCAGAUGGAGAACAUCAUCGGUCACCUUAGCAAGCUCGCCCUCAAGCACGAGCGGGAUGAGGCCGGUGAUGGCAAGUGGACCCUGGUUGGCAAGUCUACAGAGGAGGAGGAUGAAGAUUAGAGUCCGUCAUGAUACCACAGUGUUUUUGCGAUGAUUCAUACUAGGUAUUGGGAAACAGAUGAGUGUGUUACUACCGACAGACGUCUCUUAACGUGCUUCUCUUUGCCAUCUAUUGGAGAGCGCACUGUACAUACCUAAUCUAUGGUAGAGUAUAACGAGCAGUGUGCCCAUACGAUUUUUGUAAUUAGCUGUCGCCUUUUUCCUGCUCGUCGAGAGUACCUCACGACCAGUAUACACGGCCGAAUUGAUGUACAACGUCUCC